Molecule: messenger RNA, 3073 nt
Organism: Sclerotinia trifoliorum
Lineage: Eukaryota; Fungi; Ascomycota; Leotiomycetes; Helotiales; Sclerotiniaceae
Source: the annotation of a GenBank genome assembly
UUCAACGCUCAUCCAAACAUUCGUUCCCCAUUCUUCAAUCUUUUCUCCGACCCCAUAUUGCAAGACAAGGUGCAAGAUACAAGUAUGCAUAGAUACAGCAACAUGAUGGGCUAGCCGGAAAGAGCCGAGAUAGAUGAGAUACUGACAAACGAUUUGAUAUCGGACACAAAAUGCCAACAUGGGGAGUCAACCCUAUCUCAGCUUGCGUACCUCAAUCAUACACUACACUUCGAACCUAGCUAUCUAAGUCUAUAUCAUUUGGUCGAGGGAGAGUCUAGCAUGGCUAUUCCACAAAGAUCCCUCCAAUUUGUUGCCCAUGUUGCAUUAAACUUGCAUGCCCAUCUACCUCCCUUCUGAUAUCCGUCAAUGAGAUCCCGAAAAGGUAGGGAUCUCUCGCUGAAUGCUCUGGAUGCGUUUAUAAAUACCUGGGGUUGUAUCCUCGGUCAUAUUUUCUCCACUGCUUAAUCAACAGUACAACAUAUCUUGGAAGUUGCCACUGCCUUGUUCCAAAACUGUGGUUUUGGGAUUCUUCAUCUCGAGUAUCUGCAUUUCAUUGUAACGAAUAAGAUGAAAGAAGAAGCGUUUGUGGGAAAAGUCUUUCCUCCAGGUGUGGCCGAAGAUGCUGCUCUGGAGAAUAUGGGUUAUCGUCCGGGUGGGUCGACCUCCUCGAUUCAACGAAACUGGCGUCAUUUGACCAUUCGCUGAUAAGCCUAAUUUCAGAACUCAAGCGAUCAUUCGGUCUUCUAGGCAUGAUUGGCUUCUCAUUCUCCAUUGUUACGAGGUAAGUAGUCUUCUGCGUAUGCUGUGCAUCUUCUGAAUCCCAACACCGGUGAUCGGCACCGGCGUUGCAACCUUGGAUCAGAAAAACGUGGCAAGAUGGGACGCUUAACGCUUGCUAACGGCUUAUUGCAGUUGGAGUGCCCUAGGUGGUGUGCUUGUCACAGGUGUCAAUGCUGGUGGUCCACCGGUAGUGAGUAACCUUUCACAUUUCUCAUUUAAAUCUGACCAUCCCUUCAUUUCCAUGCUUAAUUCUCCUAUCUAUGGGUCGAUUUCCAGAGUCUUAGUCGAAUCUCGAGGAAGUUCAUCCAUCGCACUGCGCUGGUAUUGCGACGUAGCCCCAAACAUGUUCCACGACGUCCGAGACAUUUGAAGUUGUCAAUAAUGACAAAAUGUAUCUUGAUGCUACUCGAACGCGCAACUAACAGCAAUCACUUACGCAGAUGAUUUGGGGAUGGGUGGGCAUCAGUAUCGUCUCUCUAUGCGUCGUCUACUCCAUGGCAGAAAUGUGCUCUGAGUAUCCCGUGGCCGGAGGCCAAUACUCAUGGGUCUAUAUUCUCUCACCGAAACCGGUGAGGAGACAAUUCUCCUAUCUAACGGGAUGGUUUAUGAUAAUCGGUCAGUCAUAUUUCUCUAGUCAUAUUGUCAUCAUAUUUCAGUCGUACCCGGGAGGGAAAAUGAUACCGAAAGACGCAUCUCAUGACCUUUCAUGGAAUAUUGACACCAUGUUCCUUGCUUUCCAUGGAAAAUAACUAUUUCUAACUCUCUGGGCAUGAGUACAGGUAUUCUUGCGAUGGGGGCAACCAACAGUUUCAUCGGCGCAAACUUCAUCCUAGGUCAAGCGAAUCUAGUUAACCCAUCAUACGUGAUUGAGAGGUGGCACGCGGUCUUGGUAGCCUACGCGGCGACUUUGAUUGCAACGUUCAUCAAUCUAUGGGGAUCAAAGAUUCUUGACAAAGUAUCUACUGUUGCGCUCAUUUUCAAUAUUGCAUCAUUUAUUGUGACGGUCGUCACAAUUCUAGCGUGCAACACCCACAAGCAAAGUGCUAGUUUUGUCUUUCGGGACUUUCAAAACUUUACAGGAUUUGGCACAGCUAUGGCUGGGAUUAUUGGGAUACUACAGCCAGCUUUUGGCAUGUGUUGUUGUAAGUUCUCUCUACGACACUGCCUUUCUCGCGCCACAGUCUAAUAUCUCCCCAACUUGAUUUGAUUGGACUCAACUUAAUGCUGAGGCUAACAUGAAGUGACGAGCUAGACGAUGCACCAUCCCACAUGACUGAAGAACUGAAAGAUGCUUCUAAAGAAGCUCCCCGUGCGAUGGUUCUCUCGGUUUACAUUGGAGCUAUUACAGGAUUCAUCUUCCUCAUCGCGGUCUGCUUCUGCGUCGGCGAUAUCGACGCUGUUGCUAGCACACCUACUCUGGUUCCGCUCAUUCAAAUUUACGCCGAUUCAACAAACAGUCACAUUGGAGCAUGUUUCCUAGCAUCCAUGAUCGUAGUGAUCAACGUCGCAUCCUCCAACGCACUGCUAGCGGAGGGGAGCAGAAGUCUUUACGCAUUCGCUAGAGACAAUGGACUUCCAUUCUCGAGCCAAAUUAGUAAAGUCAGUGCUAAACAUCAAGUUCCUGUUGUGGCUAUUGUUAUUGGAAGUGUAGUACAAAUGGCAUUUAACAGCAUUUACUUUGGAACGGUAACAGGAUUCAACACAGUAAUUGCCAUUGCGACCGAAGGAUUCUAUCUCUCCUACGCCAUGCCUCUUCUCGUGCGCUUAAUAUCUCAUUUCGAUGGUUCGCAUCGUCAACUUACAGGACCUUGGGCUAUGAGACCUAUGGUUUCAUUGCUAGUUAAUGGAGUUGGUCUUGCGUAUUUACUUUUUGCUUGUAUUACUUUUAAUUUUCCCUCUGUAUACCCGGUUACCAGCGACAAUAUGAACUAUACAUCUGCGGCAAUAGGAGUAAUUAUGAUGGUGGCAGCGGUGACUUGGGGAACUACUGCCAGAAAGAGGUUUUCGGGCCCGGAACUUGAGUGUGUGGAUGUGGUGGCGGGCGUGGAGAGGACAGAUUCAGAUGAGAUGAGUAGAAGGGAGAAGAGGGAAGAAAAUAAGAGCGGUUGAGUGGGAUGGGGAGGGGACAUGGAUGAUGAUGAUGAUGAUGACGACGACGGCGGUACUGUCCAUCCAUGACUGUACUGUUCAUGAAAUAGAGGGGUAGAAUAGAGUAGAUAAUGAGAAAUGAAUGCAAUUUUUGUGCGCGUUAUUUUGAACGCAUUUGUUCAUUUUUUUUAAAAAAAAAAGUAAG